Messenger RNA from Nerophis lumbriciformis (worm pipefish), 2025 nucleotides. The record is from RefSeq and is a predicted model, not a curated record. NCBI's taxonomy places the organism in Eukaryota, Metazoa, Chordata, Actinopteri, Syngnathiformes, Syngnathidae.
AUGGCCUCCGACAGCGGCGACAGCAACCUGGACCUGGAGAUGAUUCUAGCUGACUUUCAGGCUUGCACUGGGAUCGACAACAUUGCAGAGGCAAUCACCCUGUUAGAGCUUAAUAACUGGGAUUUAGUGGCAGCCAUCAAUGGAGUGAUACCACAGGAGAAUGGCAUCUUGCAAAGCAACUUUUCAAGUGACACGAGCCAGGCCAGCAUGUAUGGACCUCACAGCCAAUCAGACGCAGCCGACGACGUAGCCGAAGGAGCGGUUCCUUCACAGUCCUCUUUGUCAUCAUCCCCGCCGUCAUUGUCUUCCUCCACGUCCACGUUUUGCCCCAGCACACCUUUCUCCCGACACAUUGUUGAGCGACUGCCUCGGAUGCUCAACAUCAGGGUGGAGUACCGGCAACGCACUGUGGAGCUGGUGCUGGAGGAAGGCAGCACAGUUGGUGAAAUCAAACAAAUCCUUGAGGGAGAGUUUGGAGUUCCUGUAUCCAAAAUGCAGCUAAAAGGAUGGAAGAGUGGCGACGUGUCUGAUAGUACGGUGCUACGAAGUUUGCACCUGCCCAGGAACAUCAGCCUGUAUGUCCUGACCCCAGACAUCGCCCCCACUGCCAGCACCAGCAAAAACAGUGCUCUCCCAGACUCGCUAAAUCAGAACUUCCUACUGGUCAUCAAUCAUCAAGAGGCCCAGAGGGAUUACAACCUCAACUUCCCUGGUUCUAGAACCAUACAAGAGGUGAAGAGGAACGUUUCAGACUUAACCAACAUCCCAGUACGGCAUCAACAGUGGGAAGGGUGGCCGGCAUCAGCCUCAGAUGACUCUAUGACGCUAGCUGCCUCUGGGAUCAGCUAUCCCUGCCAUCACCUCACUGUUUGUCGAAGGUCGUCCUCAACCAAUGCCCAGGAGCCCACGGAAGGGUGUUCAGAUGUCCACAUGAUAAGCGACAGUGAGGGGGAAGAUUUCGAAGAUGCUUCUGAGUUCAGUGUGGAUGAUACAGAGAUGUUCGGAACGGGCUCCUCGAGCAGUCGGAAAACGCCGAUGAUGCCAGAGAAUAGUGAAAAUGAAGCUGAUGCCUUAAUGCACUUUACUGCUGAAUUUUCUUCAAGGUAUGGAGAAAAUCACCCAAUGUUCUUCAUUGGAUCUUUGGAGGCAGCAUCUCAAGAGUCCUUUUAUGGAAAAGCAAGAGAGAGAAAGCUGCUGGCUAUCUACCUCCACCACGACGACAGUGUCCUCAGCAAUGUCUUCUGUUCCCAAAUGAUGUGUGCUGACUCCAUUAUCUCCUACUUGAGCCAAAACUUCAUCACAUGGGCCUGGGAUGUUACUAAAGAAGCCAACAAAGCCAGGUUACUUACCAUGUGCACGAGACAUUUUGGCAGUGUGGUGACACAGACUAUACGCACUUACAAGACAGAUCAAUUCCCUCUGCUCCUCAUAGUCAUGGGAAAACGUACCUCCAACGAAGUUCUAAAUGUUAUUCAAGGUAAUACGACAGUGGACGAACUAAUGAUGAGGUUAAUGGGAGCAAUGGAGAUAUUCACAGCACAGCAACAAGAAGACAUUAAAGACGAGGACGAGCGUGAAGCAAGAGAAAUGGUGAAGAGGGAACAGGACGAGGCCUACCGUCUGUCUCUAGAGGCUGACCGAAAGAAGAGGGAAGCUCAAGAGCGAGAAGAGGCUGAGCAAGUUCGCUUGGAACAGAUGAGAAAGGAGCAGGAGGAAGAGAAAGAGGCUAUACGUUUGUCACUGGAGCAGACCUUACCCCCAGAGCCUGGCGACGAGUCAGUGGAGCAAAUCAGCAAGUUACGAAUCCGUACGCCCAGUGGCGAGUUUCUGGAAAGGCGCUUCCUGGGCAGCUGUAAACUCCAAGUCCUCUUCAACUUUGUGGCCUCCAAGGGAUACCCCUUCGAGGAGUUCAAGCUCCUCACCACGUUUCCUCGUAGAAAUAUCACCCAGUUGGAUCCAAGUUCAACUCUAUUGGAGGCCAAGUUGUUCCCACAGGAGACUCUCUUCCUGGAGGCCAAAGAGUAA